AUGAUACGUUCAAGAAGAUGUAGGAGUACUAAUUUGACGGAUAUAAGACCUAACUUGAAGAAAAGUAGGGUUUCACGCGAGAAUUUUGAUUAUAGACACUUGCCCUUGCAAAGGUUGAAGCAAAGGUUACUUAAUCUAGAUGAUAAAUCUACUGAUACGAGGAAGAUAGCUAUUGAACUGAUAGAGGCAGAUCUAAAUUUAAUAAAAGAGCUGUUUGGUGGGCAUGUAACUAUGUCGAUUAACUACUUUCAAGUUCUGAAGGAAGAUAAGGUUUGCAUGAGAAGUGAGAACAAAGUGGGAUCUCAACAAAUCCUGCAGAAAAUAGAACUUAUAGGAAAUCAAUUAUCCCGUGAUACUUCAACCAGUGAUUUCCAAGUAUCAUAUGGGCAGAAUCAGGAUUUUGAACGGAGAUCAGAAAGCAAUGAGAUAUUAUUGAAUUCGCAAGUACAAAGCCAAGUUGAAACAAAAGCUUUAGAGAGUUCACUUUAUCAAUAUCAAAAUAAAGAAUAUUCUAAUCAAAUAAAAGGGAAUGGGGAUCAACAAUUGCAUAGUGAAUCAAUCCAAUCCUUGGUAAGAUGUGAAGAUUAUAAAUAUGAAGCUAAUCAUUACCCAAAUAAUAGAUCUCUAACUUCAAAAUAUACUGAGCAAUCUACAACACAGCAGGAACAUAGAAUCCCAAAUCAGAAGGAUAUGGGAGUACUUCAAAAUAAAGUAUAUGGGCAGUACCAAAUAAAAGAAAUAAGGUACAGAAAUAUAGGGAAGAUGACAGACAAUAUGAACUCAACGCAAAUAGAUAUACCAAUACAACAGAACACAGAAGUGCAAAAUUGCACUGAGGAUAAAAAAAAGAAAGUUCACAAAAGUGAACUAGCAGUAGAUCCAUUUCAGCCUCAAAUUCGUCCUUCUAAAUCGCAUAAGCAAACCCGUAGUUACUAUUCUAAUUUCGAUUCAAAUAGCAAUUAUUAUCUAAUCCCCAAGUUUCCAAAUGUAACUGGGAAUGUACCUACUUAUAUACAUUCUCAGGAUUCUCCCCUGUUGCAGAACUUUAUCCCAAUUCAAACUAAUAUGACACCUGCAUUUGCACAGGGAGUCAUACUGAAUAACCAAGGACCUGAUAUAAACCAAGAAAUUCCUGUUAAUAUACACCCUAAUAUAAAUAGAAGUGGAUAUCGAAUAAACCCAAGUUCAAAUAUGGGUUUUCCCCUUGAUUCUUUAAACUAUGAAACAACAGGCUCCUUAACAUCAAACAAGCUUUGGCACAAUACCUAUACCCAGAACAUCUCUAGAAGCUGCACACUGCCUUCUUCGAGUUAUAGUACAGUAUUUCCAGUACAAAACUAUGUCUUGAACCCACAGAAUGUGCACCAUGAAGGUUUAGAUACUUCAGAAACAUUUAAUUCCACGAAUUUAAUGGGGCGAAACAAAAUCUCCUCUACAGUUCCACUUUUAAAUGUAACUUCUGAGUAUACCUUAAAUAAAGUGCCUAAUGCUAAUGUUCCAACCUGGAACAAUUUCAGACAUCCUUGA
This is a messenger RNA of Cryptosporidium muris RN66, 1527 nucleotides long. RefSeq lists its product as uncharacterized. The coding region runs from base 1 to 1527 and encodes 508 amino acids. NCBI's taxonomy places the organism in Eukaryota, Apicomplexa, Conoidasida, Eucoccidiorida, Cryptosporidiidae. The transcript has a single exon. The record is from RefSeq and is a predicted model, not a curated record.